This is a messenger RNA of Trypanosoma brucei brucei TREU927, 801 nucleotides long. RefSeq lists its product as hypothetical. The record is from RefSeq and is a predicted model, not a curated record. NCBI's taxonomy places the organism in Eukaryota, Euglenozoa, Kinetoplastea, Trypanosomatida, Trypanosomatidae. The transcript has a single exon. The coding region runs from base 1 to 801 and encodes 266 amino acids.
AUGCGACGCUGCGCGGCAUGCCUUACUUCGUUGACCGUUUCGAGCCCCACCGGUGCCGCUGUUGGUGCCUCUGCCGCGCCCUUGAAAACUCAAGCACCGAGCAAUCGAUCGCUUCUCGGGUACCCUCUGCGCCGUGCAGCAGCCAUGGAGAUGCUUUAUGGUGGUAUCUGUAUCCAACAUCUUGCACAACCGCCGUUCCCGCUGCGUACAAUACAGUCGGAAAGCCUCCCACCUCCAUCACUACAGGGGGAACGUGAUGACUUGGAGCUCGAAGUAAAAGACUCCACAGGUAAUGUCAUGGGGUAUCGACUAUUCCCCGUUAACAUCGGCAUACGAGCCCGCACAGAAUCCGUUCGAGUACGUAGUGAGGACUGUUAUAAGCGCUUCUUGGCUCAAAAGCACUGUGCAGCGGCGGGUGUCCCUCUGCAGUUCCCCGCACCGUCGAGCAUAACGAACAGCAACUGCCUCGCCACUCCAAGGGCCGCCUCUCACUUUCACCCGCCAUCAUCAAGUCUAUCCCUCUUCACACGGCCAGCUGACUCCCAAGGUGGUGACGUUGGCCGAACGACGCCAGCAGAUGUGGCCGCGUACCAUCCGCGUGCAUGGCGGCCUUAUCAGAUGCUGAAGCCAAUGCCACACAACUGGGGCCCAGCCGUCCGGUCCUCCGGUGUACGUGGGCCUCACAUGCAGUUGUUGCAGGAACGGAUCGACAAGAAGGGUUUUGGGUGGAAACGCAAGUCUCGAUCGCUGUGGCAACAGGAUAUUUCGACAGCUGGGUUUCGGCCCAAACGGUACUUCUGA